Molecule: messenger RNA, 1762 nt
Organism: Impatiens glandulifera
Lineage: Eukaryota; Viridiplantae; Streptophyta; Magnoliopsida; Ericales; Balsaminaceae
Product: dihydrolipoyllysine-residue acetyltransferase component 4 of pyruvate dehydrogenase complex, chloroplastic
Exons: 5
Coding region: 109-1542 (477 amino acids)
Biological process (GO): pyruvate decarboxylation to acetyl-CoA
Cellular component (GO): pyruvate dehydrogenase complex; chloroplast thylakoid; chloroplast envelope
Molecular function (GO): dihydrolipoyllysine-residue acetyltransferase activity
Source: RefSeq, a predicted model, not a curated record
AAGCUGAAUCACAUCGUCUUCUCCGCCAUUUUUCCUACUUCCUCCCUUCCUGUCUCUACAAUUCAUCAAUCUAACAACAACUGCAUUUCAUUCUACCAUCUCUCUACAAUGGCUUCCAUAAUUCAAGCUAGGGUUCCCAAAGUUCACUUAUCAUCUUCUUUCACAUCAUCAAUGUCCAGACUCCAGUUACGUCCGUCCUCAUUGCCAGUUAUUAAUCGGCGGAGGAGCUCGACUGUAACAGCUAAGAUCAGAGAGAUCUUCAUGCCUGCUCUCAGCUCUACUAUGACUGAAGGUAAGAUCGUCUCCUGGAUCAAAUCCGAAGGCGAAGUCCUCUCCAAAGGCGAAUCCGUCGUCGUUGUCGAAUCUGAUAAGGCUGAUAUGGACGUCGAGACCUUCUACGACGGCAUUCUAGCUGUUAUCGUCGUUGGAGAAGGUGAAGUUGCUCCUGUUGGUGCUCCUAUCGGUUUACUCGCUGAAACCGAAGAUGAAAUUGCAGAAGCCAAAGCUAAGGCAGCAGCAGCCAAUGUAUCAUCAUCAUCAUCUCCUCCUCCUCCACCUGCUGCUCCAGUAGCUGCUGCUGCUCCUGCUCCUGUUCCAGUUAACUCUGCAACUCCAGCAUCUAGUGACGGUCCAAAAAAGAUCGUUUCAACGCCAUAUGCAAAGAAACUGGCGAAACAGCACAAAAUCGAUAUCAAUUCAGUCACCGGUACUGGACCUUUCGGUAGGAUCACUCCGGCGGAUAUUGAAUCUGCUGCUGGAAUUAAGCCAGCGAGUCAGAGUCAGAGUCAGGUAGUAACCGCUGCACCUCCAUCUUCAUCACCACCUCCUCCUUCAAAGGAAGUUCCAACUACAUCUUAUCCCGAGAUUGCAGGAUCUUCUGUGGUUCCAUUCACCACAAUGCAAUCAGCAGUGUCGAAAAACAUGAUUGAAAGCCUCUCGGUCCCAGUUUUUCGAGUUGGUUAUCCUGUAUCUACAGAUGCUCUUGAUGCUCUUUAUGACAAGGUUAAGAAGAAGGGUGUGACAAUGACAGCGUUGCUGGCAAAGGCGGCAGCCAUGGCAAUUGCACAGCAUCCUAUUGUGAAUGCUACAUGCAAGGAUGGUAAGAGUUUUACCUACAAUAACAGUAUUAAUAUAGCUGUUGCUGUGGCAAUUAACGGUGGACUGAUAACCCCUGUUCUUCAGGACGCUGACAAGUUGGAUCUUUAUCUGUUGUCUCAAAAAUGGAAAGAAUUGGUAGAGAAAGCUAGGUCAAAACAACUUCAGCCACAUGAGUAUAAUUCAGGGACUUUUACUCUCUCCAAUUUGGGCAUGUUUGGAGUUGAUAGGUUCGAUGCUAUUCUUCCACCAGGCCAGGGGGCUAUUAUGGCUGUUGGAGCUUCUAAGCCAACUGUCGUUACUGAUGCAGAUGGUUUCUUCAGUGUCAAGAAUAAGAUGCUGGUAAACGUUACUGCUGAUCAUCGGAUCAUCUAUGGUGCUGAUUUGGCUGCAUUCUUGCAAACUUUCGCAAAGAUUGUUCAGAAUCCCGAGAGCCUUACAAUGUAAAGGACAUUCAAAGGGUAGGCAAUUUGGUUAUCUUUUAUCAUCAUCAUCAUCAUGUAUUCUCGAUCAAUGAACCAUGUUUCUCAUUGUAGUAGUGUUUGGCAAAUUUUGAGAACGAACAGGAUUGAGACACUCAGUUAUGUUUUUCAUUUCUUUUUAACUUAUAACUUGUUCCAUCUCUAUAAAAUCUCUCAUCCAAGUUGGAAUGAGACAUGUUCAAUUA